GCAAUGGCCGAUCACUCAGGGCUGUCUGGAACUCAUUUGGGGAUAGCUAUAGCCGUGAUAUCAAGCUUUAUUAAUGGCUCGACGUUUGUGCUUCAGAAAAAGGGAAUACUACGUUCUCGCGACAAAGGGUGUUUGUACCUGACAGAUGUGGUGUGGUGCUGUGGGACGCUGUGCAGUGAGUUUGACAUCAGCAGUGUUUUGUUUUCCUUAACAAGCUUUUGUUUUGAGCUGAAUGCGACCUUACACCCGUCUGCUUCCUCAGUGAUCAUUGGUCAAGUUGGGAAUUUCCUGGCGUAUAACCUGGCCCCUGCUGUGAUUGUUACACCAUUAGGGGCCCUCGGAGUACUGUUUGGAGCAGUCCUGGCUUCUUGGAUCUUGGAGGAGCGUUUGAAUGUCCUGGGGAAGCUCGGCUGCAUCAUCUGCUGCUGCGGCUCCGUCGUGCUCAUUAUUCACGCCCCUAAAGCGGCGGCAUCGUCGAGGCAGGAGCUCGAAGACGGACUGUCGGAUCCAGUGUUUGUCACCUACAUCCUGCUCGUGUUGCUGACCCUGGUCACCCUGAUUGUGUGGGUCGCUCCAGCUCACGGGACGUCCAACAUUAUGGUGUACGUUGCCAUAUGUUCGCUUCUGGGAAGCUUCACCGUCCCGAGCAGCAAAGGACUCGGCCUGGUGGCUCCUGACGUGUUCGGCAAAGGACAGUCAAAUGUCGGCACUGUGGCUCUCUUCCUUGGCCUGCUGGGGGCGCUGGCGGUCAGCAUACUGAUCCAGUUCUUCUUCAUCAAUAAGGCCUUGGAGUGCUUCAGCGCCAACAUAUUUGAAGCGAUAUACUACGUGACGUUCACGUCCACCGUGAUUUUCGCCUCUGCUCUCUUGUUCAAGGAGUGGACGGGACUCACGGUCACAGACGGCCUCGCCAUGCUCUGCGGCCUGACAACGGUGUGUGUGGGAGUGAUACUUCUUCGAAUUUCCCAGGAAGCUGUGAUUACCUGGAAGGAGAAAAAGAAACAGAAAAAGACAGACUGAUUGUGUUAGGGUGGGGGUUUUUUCUUCUGUUUUUUUUUUUUUUUUGCAGGACACAGACUCUGUUGCUCUGCACUAACUCCCCUUUAAGUGACCAAAGCUGUGAGAUGAAACAGCCAGCCGUGAUCUUUGACCACAUAAGUGUGAGGAGGAAAACACUGUGAGUUUUUUAUCGGAUAGUGGGUGGGAUUUAUCUGGGAACAAAAUGGCCUUAUGGCUGUACAGGAAUAAGGAAGUGUAGGGACUUUAUACAGUGCCUUGCAGAAGUGGUGAUAUAACUAGAACUUUAUUAUAUUUUGAGAAAACACAACCGUAAACCUCUGUGCAUUUUAUCAGCUGGACUAAUGGAGAGUAAUGCGCCACGAGAAAGAGGAAAAAGAUGUUUUAUGAUUCUAUGUGACACACACUCCACCCUAACUCAGAGAGGCAUGAUGGCCCCACUGCCGUGUUUUACUAAGAUGGGUUUUGAUGAAACCCAUACGGGUCUCUUGGAGGGGUGCACUGAGAAAUCAUAUCAAAUUUCCUUCACUUUGGCAAAUUGUCAGUCGGUUUAUACUUCCAAGUGAAAUAGAGCUGGACAAUAGACCAGUAGCAAUAUAUAGAAUGUAAUCGAUAUCAAUACGUAAUACGUCUGUUGGAAUUUUCAAUAAUGUCACUGAAUUCUGAUCCAGAACCGCACAGCAUUCUGGGAGAUGUAGGCAGAGGAAAGGUUUGAAAAUCAUGUGUAAUUUUCCUUCCACUUAACAUAAGUUGGUCUGUCAAAGAUGAUAAAUGUUGUUUUUAAUACUACAUAACAGAAUUGGUAUUCUGUUAUCGACUCCUAGUUUUUCUAAAAUAACAUUCGCCAUUAUUAACCCUGUUGACUGCCUGCAUUAGUCAUGUCUAAACAAAUCACUCUGCUUUGGUUCAGCUACAGGGUUUCCCCAUAGGACGCUUACAGCAUUACCUACCCUUGGUACUUGAACUGGGCCUUUUGAAUUAUUCAGUCAUUUCACCUGAUGAUUCUUGAGCACUGGUGUUGCAUAAAACAUGAAGAGCAGCUGUAUCGUUUCAGUCCAAUGAAGGGAUUUUUAAAGCUGAUGGUUUCCGCUUUUAUUUAAUUUUAUUACAAUGUUGCAUAUAUAUAUGUUUUUUGUAAUCUUUAUUGAUUUUACAUGUAAUAAAUUAAUAGAAACACUUUC
Molecule: messenger RNA, 2198 nt
Organism: Poeciliopsis prolifica (blackstripe livebearer)
Lineage: Eukaryota; Metazoa; Chordata; Actinopteri; Cyprinodontiformes; Poeciliidae
Gene: nipa1
Product: NIPA magnesium transporter 1
Exons: 4
Coding region: 4-1020 (338 amino acids)
Biological process (GO): magnesium ion transport
Cellular component (GO): membrane
Molecular function (GO): magnesium ion transmembrane transporter activity
Source: RefSeq, a predicted model, not a curated record